AUCCAAGCGAGGCGACUUGAUUGGCGAGGGCUCGGAGCGGCGGGGUAAAAAGCGCGCGUUCCAGGCAGCCUGGCUUUAAUCGGGAGGAGAAGGAUGGCGGGGACGUAACGCUGUGGCUGCUGCUCUUCGGCCUGAGGCAAGAGGAGGCGGAGGAGGCGACUGUCUGGGCAUGGAGUGCCGGCUGGAGGCGCACCGCAUCGUGAGCAUCUCGCUGGGCAAGAUGUACAGCGCGCGGGGCCAGCGCGGCGGAGCCAAGCUGCACAAGAACCUGCUGGUGUCGCUGGUCCUGCGCAGCGCACGCCAGGCUUUCCUGGGAGGAGCGGGAGCGGGAAUGGCGCCCUUCCUGGCCCCGGGCUGCCCCUGCUGCUGCUCCCCGCUCCCAGCGCCGCCCUUCUGCCCCAGGAAGCGCAGCGCCGCCCGCGAGGACGAGGAGGCGGAGGAAGGGGAGGCGCCCUCCAAGAAGCCCCGCUGCGAGGAAGGCGACGAAGGCGGCGUGGAGAGCGGCAACGUGGCCAGCCUCAUCUCCAUCUUCGGAUCCAGCUUCUCCGGACUCUUGAGUAAGAAGGCCUUGCCCUGCGGUGAAGGAGGAGGAGGGAGGCGGAGGCAGGAGGAGGAGGAGGCCCUGCGCAACCUCAGCCCCUGGAGCACCGCCAUCGUGGCCUUCUGACCCCGAGGAGGAAGCAUCGCAAGGCGCCUUCCUCCAGGGACUCCAUCCUCCAGUGACUCCCCUUCUGUUCUGCCUCCCUGAUGGAGUUGUAUUUGAUCCCUUGCCACUGUGCUUUGGGGGGAUCUGUUGUUCCCUGGUGUGUCUCUUGUUUUGUUUUUGCCGACUACCCCUAGCCGCCUUUGUUCUAUAAAGGCUGUUGUUGGGGGAGCCCUUUUGUACAGUUGUUUCCUUUUUUGGAUCGGUGUGGAUUUUUGUAUGGAAGUGUACCCUGUUUUCUGCGUGUGCAACACAGAUUAAAUACUUUGGACCUUA
Molecule: messenger RNA, 979 nt
Organism: Anolis carolinensis (green anole)
Lineage: Eukaryota; Metazoa; Chordata; Lepidosauria; Squamata; Anolidae
Gene: ier5
Product: immediate early response 5
Exons: 1
Coding region: 170-667 (165 amino acids)
Source: RefSeq, a predicted model, not a curated record